Molecule: messenger RNA, 1927 nt
Organism: Diabrotica virgifera virgifera (western corn rootworm)
Lineage: Eukaryota; Metazoa; Arthropoda; Insecta; Coleoptera; Chrysomelidae
Gene: Df31
Product: brain acid soluble protein 1
Exons: 3
Coding region: 408-752 (114 amino acids)
Source: RefSeq, a predicted model, not a curated record
AAAAUGAAUGAAGAAAAAAUAAAUACACUGGGUUCGGAAUUACGAUUCCGAUGGUUGGAAACUUAGCCAUUUCAAAAUGAUCCAAAAGAAUAUAUUUGAUUAACAACAUUAAUAGUUGUCUUUUUUUAUACAAUAUAAAUACUAUGCGCUCUAUUUCCGUCUAACCAAAAAUAAUUAAAACUCAGGUGAAAAUACUGAUUCGCAAAGUGAUGGCACUGAUUGCUGUACAGCUUUUCUCUGUCAUUGUCAUUUACACCGCGCUAAAAAGAGACAGCGCCAACAUCGAUUGACACACAUAACGGACUCCUCCGAUUAAAAGACCUCGCCAAAUCGUCCACAGCAACACGCGGUACGCUACACAAAUCUCUCGUUUUUUUUUAUUAACCGAAAGAAAAUCAACCCCAAACAUGACGGAUAAGGUAGAACAACCCAGUGUUGAAGUCACUGAAGAAGAACCAAAAAUCAAGGAUGACAAAGCCUCCCCAGUGAAACCCGCAGAAAAGGUAGAAAAUGGGGAUGCCAAAGCAAAUGAAGAUGAGGAGAAAGAAAAAUCAUCCGAGAAUGGUGCUGAAAAAACAGAAGAAAAUGGAAGUUCAGAAUCUGAAGAAAAACCUGCCGUAAAGAGGAAAUCUACAGGCGGUGGAGAUGCAACAGACAGUGUGGACGUUGAGAGCGCCACACCAGAGAAAAAAGCCAAGCUGGAUGAAAAAGAAUCAGCGGAAGCGAAAGCAGAUACAGAAGUAGAAGCCUAGGUUUCUCUUGAAAAUAUAUUCGUGUUCAGAAGUUUCUUAUGUUUUUAUAUAUGUAUGUAAUUAAAUAAUGUAAAAUGUAGGGGCAAACCUGUGUGAAUAUUUUGAUCUAGCCCUAACAUUCGACAUAUUUUAUAACAUAACACAAAUAAUUUUAGAAAAAUCGCAUUUAAUUUUUAGUUAAUGUUGCACUUAAAAGUAGUGAAAAAUAAAGUGUCUGUUGGUCAUUCUACAAAGUUUGGUUGAUUUUAAACGGUAACAAUAAUCAAUCUUGCCAAACAUAUCAUUCUUCGGAUAUUGCAAAUAACGUACUUUCGUUUUGAUUUCACCGAAUCUAAACUAUUCGCGUUAAGUGUAUUAUCUGUUGAUAAUUUAACACUGCCUACUUUUAGUAUUUGUUUUGGGGGCCACAAGGUUUGUACCUUUUCUAGAAAGUGUCCCAUAUUCUCAAAUCAAUUUUAGUGUAAUAUACAUUGACCUAUACCUGUUGUAAUCAAUAUGUACAAUAAUAGUAGUACAAACGGCAAUUCAAUAAGUUUUAUAUUGUUUUUAUUAUAAUUAAUAAAAGUAUUUAUUUGUGCAUAUGUAGAUAAAUAGAAUUUUUAAAGUUAUACCUACCGAUUGUGGCAAAUAAAUACGUUGAAACCCACACAGAAACAAAUCCUGUAUAGAAAUAUAUUUUUAUAUUACAACGUUUUUUAAAACACACAAGGUCCUUAUUAAAAGCCAAGACAUUCUCAGAAUAAAUUAGUGACAAUCUUCCACUUCUCAAUCGCUAGACAAAAUUGGCGUUUUGAUUUUCCAUUAUGUUAAAAUUUUCCUAAGACAGUUUAAUGUGCAGAUUUACUACAUAAAAUAGUAGACCCAGUUUUAACUGAACAUAACGAUCAAGAAACUGACAUUCAAAAUAAAGUUACUCCUGUUCGAAAUGUCACUAAUUCGUUCCGAAAGAGUCACCUGGCUUUUGCAACAUGAACUAUGCUUUGUAGAAUGGCUAAAAAUUUCCUUAGGUGUUGAUGUGGGUGCCAAGGUUUCAUGGUACGUUUUAUGUACUUAAGUUUUCUAUUUGUAGUAAUGACUAUUCAUUUUUUCAAUAAAUACCACGUGUUGUGAAUCACUGUAAUAUAUAAAUUACCAUUGUGUUCUUUAAAAUGUUACAGUAAAUGGUGGCGUUUCAA